Molecule: messenger RNA, 2141 nt
Organism: Microcebus murinus (gray mouse lemur)
Lineage: Eukaryota; Metazoa; Chordata; Mammalia; Primates; Cheirogaleidae
Gene: APH1A
Product: aph-1A gamma-secretase subunit
Biological process (GO): protein processing; positive regulation of catalytic activity
Cellular component (GO): membrane
Source: RefSeq, a predicted model, not a curated record
AUGAAGGAUAUGCACAACAUUUACCCAUCAUUGUUUGACUCUGAAAGCACCUGCUGCAUGGCUUCUGAUAAAAAUCUCUCAGCCAUGAUUCAAACAGGAUCUUCCCCCUCUGCAGCCCUUCAAGAAGAGAUAGGAUUAACGACUACCCAAUCCCACAGAGUAACCAAAGGAAACCGCCGCCAAGGCGUAAGUGAACCCGGGAAUCCAUGCCCUGACUGGGCCAUUCCGGCCCACCCCCUUUAACGCGCAAGAGCCUUUCCCAGAAUGAGGUCGAAGGUUCCGAGGGCAGGGCGACUACAACUCCCAGCCGGUCGUGCAGCCACGCCUCCGCCCCCCGCAGCUCCGCCCCCGCCGAUUCUCCAUUGGCCUUCCGGGGGUGGGGAUUAGAUGGGAGGUGGCCAUGGGGCUGCAGCCGGGGUUUGUCCCCUUCUCGGCUUCCGUAGAGGAAGUAGCGCGGACCUUCAUCUGGGGUUCUGGUGCCCCCCCUUCCCCUUCCCCGGGGUCUGGGGGUGACAUUGCACCGCGCCCCUUGUGGGGUCGCGUUGCCACUCCACGCGGACUCCCAGUUGGCGCGCUCCUCGCAUUCGCCUCUCUUGGCCAGAGCUCUACCCCGCCCCCGGCUGCCCAGCAAUGGGGGCUGCGGUGUUUUUCGGAUGCACUUUCGUCGCGUUCGGCCCGGCCUUCGCGCUUUUCUUAAUCACUGUGGCUGGGGACCCGCUUCGCGUUAUCAUCCUGGUUGCGGGGGCAUUUUUCUGGCUGGUCUCCCUGCUCCUGGCCUCUGUGGUCUGGUUCAUCUUGGUCCAUGUAACAGACCGGUCAGAUGCCCGGCUCCAGUAUGGCCUCCUGAUUUUUGGUGCUGCAGUCUCUGUCCUUCUACAGGAGGUGUUUCGCUUUGCCUACUAUAAGCUGCUUAAGAAGGCAGAUGAGGGGUUAGCAUCGCUGAGUGAGGACGGAAGAUCACCCAUCUCCAUCCGCCAGAUGGCCUAUGUUUCUGGUCUCUCCUUCGGUAUCAUCAGUGGUGUCUUCUCUGUUAUCAAUAUUUUGGCUGAUGCACUUGGGCCAGGUGUGGUUGGGAUCCAUGGAGACUCACCCUAUUACUUCCUAACUUCAGCCUUUCUGACAGCAGCCAUUAUCCUGCUCCAUACCUUUUGGGGAGUUGUGUUCUUUGAUGCCUGUGAGAGGAGACGGUACUGGGCUUUGGGCCUGGUGGUUGGGAGUCACCUACUGACAUCGGGACUGACAUUCCUGAACCCUUGGUAUGAGGCCAGCCUGCUGCCCAUCUAUGCAGUAACUGUUUCCAUGGGGCUCUGGGCCUUCAUCACAGCUGGAGGGUCCUUCAGAAGUAUCCAGCGCAGCCUCUCGUGCCGACGGCAGGAGGACAGUCGGGUGAUGGUGUAUUCUGCCCUGCGCAUCCCACCCGAGGACUGAGGGAACCUGGGGGGGACCCCUGGGCCUGGAGUGCCCUCCUGAUCUCCUCGCCCUGUAUUCUCCAUCUCCAGUUCUGGACAGUGCAGGUUACCAUGAAAAGGGACCUAGUUUAGCCAUUGCUGUGGAGAUGAAAUUAAUGGAGGCUCAAGGGUAGAUGAGCUCUGAGUUUCCCAGUACCCUCUCCCCAGACUGAACAUCUUGGUCUUUUUCUCAGGUCUGAGGGUGUGAUAAAGACCCCAAACUGCCUUUUUUCCUUUUUUGAGUAGGGGGAGGGAGGAAGUAUGUUGGAACUCUUCUAACCUCCUUGGGUUCUAUUUUCUCUCCUCAAAUUGCUCCUCAUGGCUGGGCUCAUUUCUGUCCAUUUCCCCUUGGUCCCAGGGCCAGGGGGGGAAGGGAGGAAGUGCAUGUUUGGGAACUGGCAUUACUGGAACUAAUGGUUUUAACCUCCUUGACCACCAGCAUCCCUCUUCUCCCCAAGGUGAAGUGGAGGGUGCUGUGGUGAGCUGGCCCACUCCAGAGCUAUAGUGCCACUGGAGGAGUCAGACUACCAUGACAUUGUAGAGAAGGGGGGCAGAUUUUUUCUAGUUUUUAAUUGGGGUGUGGGAGGGAUGGGGACAUUUUCUAUAAACUGUAACAUUUUCUGCUGAGGGUGGAGUGUCCCAUCCUUUUAAUCACGGUGAUUGUGAUUUUGACUAAUAAAAAGGACUUUGUAA